CUUGUGAUCGAGGAUAUUAUGGUGCUGAGUGUCAACAAGAAUGUGGAUACUGCCGUGACCUAUCUCACUUGCCCAUAUGGAUUGUUUGGACCGGAUUGUCUAGAAGAAUGUAACGGCACAUGUGAUGGUUGUAACAGAUUCAAUGGUUCUUGUGAUUCUGGGUGUAACCCCGGGUGGCAGGGAUAUGAGUGUCAAGAUGUUUGCGAUAAAGGAUCAUUUGGUGAUGACUGCAGUGAAACAUGUGGACACUGUCGUGACAUAGACCAGUGUUCCAAUAUAAAUGGGACAUGUUUGACUGGAUGUACUGCUGGUUACCAGGGGGACUUGUGUAAAACACCAUGUGUUCGAGGACUAUAUGGGGCUGAGUGUCAACAAGAAUGUGGACACUGCAGUGACUUAAACCAGUGCGUCCACACUAACGGGUCAUGUUUAACUGGGUGCGAAGCUGGUUAUCAUGGGGAAACAUGUGCAGCAUCUUGUCCACACGGAUCCUUUGGACCGGAUUGUGCUGACAGAUGUAACGACACCUGUGAUGGUUGUAACAGAUUCAAUGGUUCUUGUGAUUCUGGGUGUAACCCCGGAUGGCAGGGAUAUGAGUGUCAAGAUGCUUGUGAUAAAGGAUCAUUUGGUGAUAACUGCAGUGAAAAAUGCGGACACUGUCGUGACGUAGAGAACUGUUCCAAUAUUAACGGAACAUGUUUGACUGGAUGUGAUGCUGGCUAUCAGGGGGAAUUGUGUAAAACACAAUGUGACAGAGGAUCCUUUGGAAUUGACUGCAAUGAAACAUGUGGGUACUGUAAUGAGACAAACCAGUGCUUCCAUACUAAUGGAACAUGUCGAUCCGGAUGUAUUGCUGGCUUCCAAGGGGAUUUGUGUAAAACAACUUGCCAGCGUGGUUAUUUUGGAGCAAACUGCGCUAUGAAAUGUGCUGACACCUGUGAUGAUUGUAAUGAUGUCACCGGUGUGUGUGAUCAAGGAUGUCUACCAGGCUUCAAGGGAUAUGUUUGCCAAGAAGCCUGCCCGUAUGGAUUUUUCGGACAAGAUUGUACAGGUGAAUGUAACGACACAUGUACGGGCUGCAACAAUGUGAAUGGUCUGUGUGACAGAGGAUGUCAUCCAGGCUGGAGGGGAGAAUACUGUGAUAUAGCUUGUGACAAGGGACUGUAUGGUGCUGACUGUAGCGAAACAUGUGGUCGGUGCCAUAAUAAGACCCAGUGCGUUCAUACCAACGGGACAUGCUUGACUGGAUGUGAUGCUGGUUAUGAAGGCGAUGUGUGUAAAACACCCUGUCCGUAUGGAUUGUUCGGACAAGAUUGUACUGGUGUAUGUAACGACAACUGUACGGGCUGCAACAAUGUGAAUGGUGUGUGUGACAGAGGAUGUCAUCCAGGCUGGAUGGGAGACUACUGUAAUAUAGGUAGGUUAGCUUGCAUGGAAUCUGUCUAUGUUGUUGAUAUGUCAUAA
Molecule: messenger RNA, 1464 nt
Organism: Magallana angulata
Lineage: Eukaryota; Metazoa; Mollusca; Bivalvia; Ostreida; Ostreidae
Product: multiple epidermal growth factor-like domains protein 11
Exons: 11
Molecular function (GO): scavenger receptor activity
Source: RefSeq, a predicted model, not a curated record